Messenger RNA from Paramuricea clavata, 1983 nucleotides. The record is from the annotation of a GenBank genome assembly. NCBI's taxonomy places the organism in Eukaryota, Metazoa, Cnidaria, Anthozoa, Malacalcyonacea, Plexauridae.
AUGGGCGAUACACCAGCCCCCGCCAUCAGCACAGAAGCUGUCUACAAGACUGCGGAGUUGUAUCGAGAGGAUAGUCCACAAGCCGCAAAUCUCCUAAAACAUUCCAGUUACGUGGAUGAUUUGAUUGACUCACGUCCAAGUAAACCCGACGCGUUAAAGAUUGCCAAGGAAGCAGAGGAUAUCCUUGCCAAAGGAGGAUUUGCUGUAAAGUGCUGGCAAUUCAGUGGCGAAACACAACCUCGCGUGAAAGAAGAGUUGUUAAGAUUGGACCUGCCAGAAAAGAGUGUUGAAAGCUCAGACCAAGGACUAAUAAUGUUAAAAGGAACUGACGAAAACUUACGAGUGCUCGGUCUUGGAUGGAACCCAAAGAAAGAACCACUUCCCGGUGAAAAGAAAGUCCAUGUUGCAGCAGCAUCGAGCAUAGAGGCAUUGUUGAUCGACUAUGAACGAUUCAGCAAUAUCAACAAAGCUAUUUGGGUCGUCGCCAGAUUGCUAAACAUUGCGAAGAAGAAAAGUUUUAAAGGCGGAAGGACUCUGUCCAUCUCGGUUAAGCAAUUACAAGAAGCCGAAAACUUUAUUGUUAAAGAAGUUCAGAAAUCAAUUGAAAGUGAACUGACAAAAACUGAUCUCAAAGGAAGGAAAGGUGGUCGUUUCGCUUGUUUGAAUACAGUCCAAGAUGAAAGUGGACUCUGGGUAGUGGGACAGCGCCUGAAGAACAAAAAUUCCAUGACAGUGGAUUCUUCGCUCCAAAAGCUAUUGCCCUACCGACAUCAUGUCACCAGACUCUUCAUGCAACGAGCUCACAGUCCUGGUCAUAGAGGUCGUGAUGCAACCUUAGCACGAUUCCGUCAACUCUACUGGGUAACCCAAGGAAGCAAACUCGCUCAAUCAGUCAAGAGUAAAUGUCAGAUGUGCAAGCUACGAGAAGCAAAGUUCCUCGAGCAGCAAAUAGGACAACUACCGGAAGCAAGAUUGAAACCAGCUCCAGCUUUCAACCACGUUAUGAUAGACCUUUUCGGACCCAACUCGGUUCGUGGAGAAGUACAGAAAAGAACAAGUGGUAAAGCGUACGGAGUAAUCUUCACAGAUCUAGUUAUGAGAGCAGUCCACAUUGAAGCUGUGUUCGGGUACGAUACCGAAUCAUUCCUAAUGGCCCUCAGCAGAUUCGUCAGUGUUCGUGGUUGGCCCAAAAUCAUAUAUAGUGAUCCCGAAUCACAACUAAUUGGUCCGGAAAGAGAACUCACGGAAACCUGGAAGAGCAUUGACCGACAAUCCCUACAUAAAAGUGGCACAGAGAAUGGAUUGACCUGGAUCUUCGGCCCCGCUGAUAGUCCUUGGUACCAAGGAGCUGUAGAAUCCCUGGUGAAGAGUGCCAAGAGAGCUAUUCAUUUCGCAAUCAAUAACCAACGUCUUUCAGUCCAAGAGUUCAUGGCGGUGUGUAGCGAAGCCACGAACCUUCUCAAUGAAAGACCUAUCGGAACCCUCCCGAGCGCUGAUUCCGAAUUAAACAUCCUUACUCCCAACAGCUUGUUACUGGGCAGAGCAACGGCGAAGAAUCCUGGUGGAUGGCAGCCUAACGGUAAUGAUCCAGGAAAGCGUUAUCAUUUUGUCCAGAUCGUGACAGACGAGUUCUGGAAGAAAUGGACGGAGUUAUACGCCCCAGCCUUGGUUAUUCGUCGCAAGUGGAAUACAGCCAACCGUAACCUGCGCCCAGGAGAUGUUGUAAUAAUCGCCGACCGUAAUACCUUGCGAGGAGAUUACCAUUUAGGUAUAGUACAAGAAGUGUUUCCCAGUCAAGACGGAAAAGUUCGUCGAGUAAAUGUCAUGUACAAAAAUUUUCAAAUUGGAGAAAAGGUACAAAAAUACAAAGGACAUAACGAGGCUGUCAUUGUGUCACGAAGUGCUCAGCGAUUAUCGUUAUUAGUACCAGUGGAUAUGGAUCAAGACCAGGAAACCAAGUCGGAAGCAAAAGAGAGUGUAUGA